AUGGAGAUCCUGACGGAGCUGGGCCGGACGGCUCACACUGCCUGCGAGCUGGCGAACCGGACGAGCCCGCUCGUGCCCGACGUGAUAUUCGCCCUCGCGUACCUCGGGGGGCCGGAGCCGGGAUCGCUGCCGGGGUAUGCGUGGAGGGGGGGACGGGCGAGUCUGUCGAAUCCGGGGAAGGUGAUGCAGAGUAAGAACCCGGCGGGGUUGCAGGCGGGGACGAGAAAGAAGCAUCCGGCGCAUAUACCGGAUCAUCUUCCGCCGUUUCCAGAUCCGCAUACUUACAUCUGGACGCCGACGUACAAGCAGCCCGUGGGUGAAUACGAGGCGGUGCGGGAGAAGGUGGCGGCGCAGAAGCGGGACGUGGAGCGGGCGCUGUCGCGGUUCAUGGCCAAGACGGGGGAGACCCAGCUCCUCUUCCCCACCCCCGACACGUCGGGAAUGUUCUCGGCGAUCGCGACAAAGCCGAUCGGGAACGUGUACCUGCAUGCGCUGCUGCCGAAAGACGGUCGGUUCGAGGACGACCCUGAUCGCCCGCCCGAGAAGAAGAAGAAGCCGAGGAAGAAGAAGGAGAAGAAGAAGAAGAAGGAGAAGCACAAGAAGAAGGCGGGGUCCAGUGAGGAAGAAGGCGAGGAGGAAGACGAGGAGAAGGAGAAGAAAGGCGGCGAGGGCGAUGGCGUGGCCAAGUCGGACGAAGGCGGCGAACCGGGGAAGCCCGACCCCCCCGACCCGAUCGACAACCCCUACCUCCGACCCGUGAAAUUCCCGAGAAGAGGAUCGUGGAGACGGGACGAUCUAACUUGA
Molecule: messenger RNA, 804 nt
Organism: Darwinula stevensoni
Lineage: Eukaryota; Metazoa; Arthropoda; Ostracoda; Podocopida; Darwinulidae
Source: the annotation of a GenBank genome assembly